AGGAGGUAUGGGGAUAUAUGUAUACAUAGAGCUGAUUCACUUUGUUAUACAGCAGGAACUAACACACCAUUGUAAAGCAAUUAUACUCCAGUAAAGAUGUUAAAAUAUUUUUUUUAAUUAUAAAAGAAAAUUGUAACACUUUUUACUGGUGAGGCUAGUGAUUUCUGGCUUCUAUCCUCUUCAAGUUGACUACUGCCACUGAAUAUGAUGACACCUAUUUUCCUCCCACUGUGCACAUAUUAGAACUUUACAGUAGGGAUUAUACUUGAGUAGUCUCUAGGCUCUAUGGCUCAGUACAGAAUGGUAAGGUUUUAUGGUAAAUUGUCAGCAUAAGCAUGGCAUUCUACUAUAAUCAUUAAGUGAAUAAAUUAAAGUUUUAUUCGAUUGAAAAAAAGAUGGCAUUAUACGGGGCAUGCGCGUGUGUGUGUGUGUGUGUGUGUGUGUGUGUGUGCGUAGGAUAUGCUUUUACUUGCAUUAGCCAAGAAGUCAGAACCUGAACAUAUGACUGGAGAUUCAAAUAUCUGAGUAACAAUAUUACUUUCUGACAGAGAACUAUUUACUAGAAGAUUCUCAGUAGGAAUUGAAUUGCUUUUAUUAGUUUAUUUUAAAUGUGCAUUUCCCUUUUUUACCUCUGUUUCAAAAGGGAGUAUUUACGCUAUUUCGGGAUGUGUGAACAUCCUCCAUUUACAGAGCCAUGGAAGAUGUUUUCUGCCAGUUCCCCAGUUCAGCAGCUCUCAGUGAGUUCCAGUUAAGCCAGAAAAAAACUGCUGCUAUCCUGCUCAUCGUCUUUGGCAAGCAUUUCCUAACCCAUCCCCCUCCUGCACAGAGCAGCAGAUCCCCACACUGGUGUCGGCAGGGCCAUUUAGGAAUCUCCUCUGAUCCCAUCCCUCUGUUAUUCCUCUUCUCACUGCUUUGCUAUUCUAUACUCAGUUUCCAACUUAAUAGAAAUGCAGGUGGGCACGUGAGCGUCUAGGUUUACCAAAAUACACAUUUUUCAUGAGUGCUUCCCUCUUGGAGUGUGUGGACAAAGCCAGCAUAUGAUCUUCCCAUUAUCACUCUGUUUUAAUGUCUAACUGACAGAUGCCUGUCAGUAAAACAAGGCAAUAAUGGGCAGAAAAUAUCUCUGCUCUUAGAGAGCAAAAAAGAAAGACCCUGGAUUCCUGUCGUCUCAGAGACACUUGUCAGCCGUUGUUAAGGAAGACUUAUAAAUGCUUCUGUGGCGAAUACCUCUGAAUGGCCUGAAUGUUUUCACCCUUAUUAGUAAGAAGGUGAAAAGGGAGCUGUUUCUCAUACAUGUGCAAGUUUCAUCCACAUGCAGUUUCUUCCCCUAGUGGAAGCUUGCCCAUCGUGUUAAUGUGCCACCAUUGCAGCCUGGAGCUGGGUGUGGCCAUGCCAGAUGGCACCUGCAGGCUUCAUUGGACAGGAAUGGUUUCCUGAUGGGUCACAGACGAAGCCCAAAAAUCUAGUACAGACUUGAUGACCUUAGCUAGUCAGUCUGAAGUGGUGUAGUUCUGCCGACUGGCUUCUACACUGGUGGCACCUUCAGAUAUAUUCAGUGAAUGAUAAGACAGUGGAAGUCACUUGCUCACAGGAGCAAGUGACACCAAGUCAACUGUGCCGCAGUAAGCCGAAGAGGGUAGAUUUUAAGAUUGUUCUUGUUUUCCUAAGGGAUCAGUAAAUGCAGAAGACCUCUGUCUUCAGGGAGUGUUCAGCCUAGGGAAAGACUCUAUCAACCCUAAAGACAAGAGUCGUAUACCAAAGUAGGCAAGGGAAACAGUGCCUGGCCUUCCAGUGAGAAGAGAGAUACACAGUGGCAGGGACUUGGGCUCAGACAUAUUUUGUGUCCUUUUUCAUUACAAAUCCAGUUCUCUAUACUCAAGCAGAAGGGUUAGUUAUUGCGUGGUGAUUUGAUUUUUUUUUUAAUUUCAAUAAAGACAGAUGGACCUUUAAGAAUAACAUAGAAAGCAACAAAAACAACUCAGUUACUAUAGGAUGUACCUAAAGCAACAAUUCCUUACUCUGAAAAUUGGCAGUCAAAGGAAAGAAUUAAGCAGUUAUUAUGGCUUCUCUGUGCAAAUUGUAUUUCAGAAUGACCAGAUUGCAAGUGUUGAUGAAGGAAAAUUCUUUUUCACGUGAGAACUCUAGCCACUAAAUGUGGAAGGGAAGUUAGAAUUGGAAAAGCAUAAUUCUGUAGCCCCCAAAUGAAAUCAUUGAUUCAAGUACCUGUCAUAAAUGGGAUGCAAUCAUUAGCCCAUUAGGUAUGUUAUGGGGAACUCCACAAUGGAGGAAUCAGGCUGCCCUCACCUGAACCCUCUAAAAAUGGUUCAUUGUUAUCUUAGGAGCCUGCCCGCUCUGAUGCAAUACGUAAGUACACAACAUGAGCUAUUGUUGCAGAAGAGUUGAACUUGAACUUAAACCAAUCAGUAAGGUUCCAGAAAAUACAGGGGAUAGAAGAACAAGUUAAAUGAUACUACAAGAAAAAUUAAGAACGUAGCUAUUGGGAUGGGGCUUAAGAGGAGCCCUGUGCCAGUUUCUUUAGCAAGACAUUGGCAAGGGGGAAAAAGGGAGGUGGCUGUGUGCAAGUGAGAGGGACUUAGAUGUAUCCAAAUGUUACACCUUGUCUGGAUCAUUUAAACAAAGCAACCAUAAAAGAUUUUUCAAGACAGUUGGAGAAAUUUGAAUACAGUUUGGGUAACAGAUGAUACCAAGGAAUUAUUAAGUUUGUUAGGUAUGAUAAUGGUUUUGUGGUUCUAUAAGAAAAGUUCAUAUUUUUAGAAAUUCAUACUUAAGUAUGUAGGGGUAAAAUGACAAUUUCUGAGACUUGCAUAAAAAUCUUAAUAGGGUGGAAGGAAGGAAGCAAGGGUGAACAAGUGUAGCAAAAUCUUGCUAGAUUGGGAUGAUGAAGAAUAUGUGGGGUUACUGUAGUUUUCUCCCUAUUUGUUUGAAAUUUUUCUUGAUAAAAAUAUUUUUUAAAAAGAGUAACAGCUCUCUCAGAAGGUGGUGGGGAAUCCACUGGAGACGUGAUUAGAAAAAGGUCAUUACCUGAUGAUCAAAAAUUUUAUGUUUUUUUCUUUUUUUUGAAGAUAUCCUUUAUUUUAAAAAAAAAAGAAAACUAGUUUUCUAAGAUUUUGGGGGUAGUCACUGGAAACCAAUUUCAUUGCUUCAUGUCAAGCAAUUGGAGGAGAAUUUGGGAGACAAAUAGUCUCCAAUGUGAAAGUGAAUGCUGAUCUUAGCUGGAAUAACUUGCUUUCUUCAGUGUCUGCAGUGGCUGGUCUCCAGGGACUUAUCUGGCUACAUGUGUUUUUCACAUUUAUUAGUGAAAUUGGAGAGUCAAGAGUAAAACACAGUCCUCGGGAACAUUGUGUUCAUUUGUGACACACUAGAGAUUUUUUAGCCCAUAAAGCAAAUGAACGAGCUCCAUAGGGGUAUAACUGCUAUUUUCACCCUCAAAGGCAGUAAAGACCCACUGUAUUUAUUAAGUAAUUAGAGAAUAGAAAAUGAACAGUGCUAUGAAAAUAGAAAAAUAGACUCUCACUAUUGCUAUUAAGAGUGUAAUUUUUUUGUCUGUUCUGAAGGAAAACUACCAUCAGAUGAAAAUUUUAAAGUCAAGGUAGACCUCUGCUUUAAUAUUUGGUUGUUUGGUCUUGGAUAAUAAGUUAAUUCAGUGUCCAUGUAAGGUUGUUUUUGUUUCUGUCAAACAAGAGGGGUCCCAUUAAGGAACCUCACUCAUUGUUUUUGCAAGGACAAAUACACAAAGAAAUGAACAGACCAGAUAUUUGAUUUAGGACCUUCCUCCUGAGUGAUUGAGUGGCUUAAGGGAAGACAGCCCUCCACUAACUGAUGCCCUGGAGCAUUUCUAGCAGACUUUAAACACUCGGCUCCGGUGGAGGCUUGGGGAGAGAGUGGGCUGGUUCUCACACUAAAAAAUGUCCAGAUGAAGCUGACACUCCAAUGGGUGUGGGCUGUGUAAGAUGCGGGGCCAAUGCAACCAUCAAUGUCAAGAUGCAGGGCAAGAUGGGACAGACGGCCAGAGGAGCAAGUGCGGGAGGGGGCAUGUGCUCUACUUAGAAAACAGAAUGCCUGAGAGGCCCCUUUGAAGGGGUUUGGAAGCGCUUUGCAUUGAGGUAAAUAAGAAGUAUCAAUACGAAUGAGGCCCUUUUUGCCACCGAUUUCACGGUCCACAAGAAUCCAGAGUAUACAGCUGUCAAGAAGUUAAGUGAUAAAGUGAUCUCAGAUCACUUGGUCCUUGGCUGACUGUUAGUUUUUUCUUGUGCUUGUUUAUAUCUUGAUGGUUUAAAAGACUGGACACAUUCUAGGGAACCCAUAAAAAGAAACUGUGGUUUUUGUGUGUAUGUGUGAGUGUGUGUGUAGUGGAGGGAAAGGGGAGCAGUGUCCAAGAGCUGAGAAGAGUAAUUCCAGGGAGCAUUUCUGUGUUUUUUACCUAUGUUAUACAAGACUGUCAAAACAGAACUGUCAGCAGUUCUGCCCCCAAAAGACAUUCGCUUGGGAAGAUGGUAGGGUAGUAAGGAUGACUACAGAGGGGUGGGCUAGGCAAGGGGAUUAGAGGUAGGGUCUGGAAGGGACCUCUCUUCCCCACCCUGGUCCUCAGCUGAUAUGAGCUCACCCUGCUGCACUGCAAUCUUAAGCACUGCCGGUUACCAAGUGACCACCACAGGCCAGGCACAGACCUACCCCAGGUCCAGCGUGUCAGGGAGGAAACUGAGGCUUAGUGCCAAGUAAAUUUUGAGUAGCAGUUCAAAGCCAGGACUCCUUGAUCCAAAACUAGGGCUCUGUCCCCUCCCCCACAAAGGCUCCCAGAGGUUCCCCUGAAUCCAAAGCCAAGUAUGUACAAAGGCAACACAGAAACACCCGGAGACUCUGACCACAUGGGAAAGAACAAGUGGCGUUUGGGGGACUUUCAGUAAUAUGAAGCAUAUGAUAGGGAGCCCACCCAUAAUGCCAAAGACAGAGCUAAAAAGCAAAACCCGAAGAGUUUUUGUCUUCGCUCUGCACUUGCCUUUCUAUUCCUUGGCGAGCUGAGUAACUUCGGAUAUCCUCGUGUGUAAAUGGAGGUCCACCAGCCAAACGUCUCCUGGGGCUCCAGCAAACACUGCAGGGAGACCUGGGCCUCGGAGCCUGGCAGAAUGCAGAGCUUGGACCCUACCCCGUGAGAGAACAAGACUACAACCUCCCCACGGUCUUGGUGAAAUGCAGCUGGGGAAAGCCCCAAGGAACCCUGGGGCUUAAAAUAAGCCACAGCUGGCUUUAUUCCAGGCUCUGGGAGGCUGGGGUCAAGAUGGAGCACACCUGUGUAGCUAGUACGGUGUUGUUUGUAUGGAGGAGGGUGAGAUACGACUUGGAAUGAACCCCAAAUCAACUUCCUUUAAUGGCGGGCAUUCACUUGGAGGCUGGUGGAAGAUGUGUAUGAACCUAUCCACAAAUCCAGAACUUGUAGUCCUUAGAGCGUAUUCAGCCCUCAUUUGUAGCCAAAAUAUUUUCCUUCCAUAUCAUCAGAUAUCCUGGUCAAUGGUACCCUCCAUACCUUCCUUACGCUGAACAGGUAGCCGUUUGGCGCUGGGCACACUGAAUAUCAUUUGAAGCAUACACUUUUCUCAUCUCUGAGUAACGUCCUGUGAACAUCUCAUUCUGCUUUGCCUGCUCCCCUCUAUUUUUUAAACUUGACAUUUAAACUUUUCUGAUGUGCCCUGAUUGUUCCCGAGCCCCUGGAACUCAACCAGGCAGCUCUGUUUCCCUGUAGCUCCCCUAGCUCAGCAGGGCUCCUUGUGCAGGACCAGUUGUUAUUUACAAGUGUGAUUCAGCUGUCGCUGUGCCUCUGAACACACAGGGUUGUUGUAGGAUUUUAAUUGCCAUUUUCCUCUAUAUAAUUAAAAUGAAGUGAAAAAAAUGGGAUAGCCUCCAAAAUCUGAAUUAAUUUCGUGAGUACUUCUUGAGGGGAAAAAAUAUGUAUAAAUAUGAUAAUCGUUACUUGCUUUGCCUUCAGCAGAACUAGAGGAUUUUACCUGGCUGAAAAAAAUAUAUAGUAAUUUUAAAUGGAAGAAAAAUUAGCCUGAUACUCCUUGUGGCUGAGAAUCAGAAUUAAUAACGUGGAUGGGAAAUGAUAAAUAACUCUGGAUAUCAAUUUCAAAAAGAACAUUGGGAACAAGCUGUAACUCUCUCUGGAUCCAACUUGCCUUAUGCUGGUCUGGGUUUUUUUCUUUCCAUGGUUCAUCGUUGGUGUUUACCCGUUUCUCAAUAAAAUGCCAUAACCCCCAAAUCAAAAAUUCCUUCAUGCUCGGAAACAGGCAUUUCACCUGCUUGCUCUGCUCUGUAAGCGUGACAAUGAGCACGUAGCAGGGAAGAAUGAAACGACAAAAAGAGAAGUCGUGUUUUUGUUUGUUUGUUUUUUUAAUUCACUGGGCUCCCAGUGUUUCACUCUGCAGACUCAUCAAGCACCUGAUGGACAUGUUUAUAAAGACUUGGAUGGUCACUUUAUUUGGAAUGACAAACUCUCUGCUCUACAUAAUGAGAUGGAAAUCCUGUAUGAAUGUGGAAGCCAUUAGCAGAGUAAUUGCUGUCCAUUACCAUGACAACCAGCCGCUGCAGUCACCUGCCCGAAGUGCUGCCAGACUGCACCAGUUCAGCUGCACCCGUGGUGAAGACCGUGGAGGACUGUGGCAGCCUAGUGAAUGGGCAGCCGCAGUAUGUCAUGCAAGUUUCAGCCAAGGACGGGCAGCUGCUUUCAACAGUAGUGCGGACCCUUGCCACCCAGAGCCCCUUCAAUGACCGGCCGAUGUGCAGGAUCUGCCACGAGGGCAGCAGCCAAGAGGACUUGCUCUCUCCAUGUGAAUGUACAGGGACCCUGGGGACAAUUCAUCGGAGCUGCCUGGAGCACUGGCUGUCAUCCUCAAACACCAGCUACUGUGAACUCUGCCACUUCAGGUUUGCAGUCGAGCGCAAACCCAGGCCGUUAGUGGAGUGGCUCAGAAAUCCAGGCCCCCAGCACGAGAAGCGGACUCUGUUUGGAGACAUGGUGUGCUUCUUGUUCAUCACUCCUCUGGCCACCAUCUCGGGCUGGCUCUGCCUACGGGGCGCCGUGGACCACCUGCACUUUAGCAGUCGGCUCGAAGCCGUCGGACUAAUUGCACUCACUGUCGCACUCUUCACUAUUUACCUCUUUUGGACACUAGGGGAAGGUCCCACAGAACACUGUCCCGGCAAGGCUCACUGUGGGGCGGGUCUAGACACACCCCGAGGGUGUCCAGCACGACCUGGUGUGGCUGAUUCACGCCCGCGCCGCCCUCUUCUCUUCCACAGUGCCAUCACAGUUUACAAACGAGGACACCGGGACUUGGAGGCAGCAAACAACCCUCCCAAAGUCGUGGCGACAUCAGUAGAGGAUGGGGCUUCGGCCUGGUGCGCCCGCCCGCCCGGAGCCCUCGGGCUGCUCCCUCCUGCGCACAGCUGCAGCUGCUUCUGCUGCUUACUGAAGACGCCAAGCAUGCGCUGCUCUUAAAAUCCCGGACGAAGGGACCCUUGAUUUCCAAUCCAGCUUUCCUGUCAUAUUUCCAGAUUCCAGACUUCUUGUACUGCCUCAGCUCUUCAUUAGUACUAGUCUGUUUCCUACACCUUCCCGGCCCUUGGCCCUGAACAGCAUGCUUUCCAGCCUGCCUCUUACAUUCAUGAGUAGCACCAAGCAGCAGCAGGACACAACAGAACAGAUAAAAGAGAAUCAAACUUAAAAAAAACAACCUCUGAUCCACUUUGGCAUGUUCAGAGCCUCUUGGAGAAAAGCAAAUCUGUGUGAGUUUAAAAGCUUUUAUUUUCAUACUCAAAUCUCUCUGGCGUUCAGCCUGUGGCAUCUGCUUUCUAACCUCAGAAAUCUGAGUGGCCUUGGAUUUCAUGAUCCUGCCAUGAAGACAAACAAGCCCUUGCUGAUCAAGGGCCUGCAUUCUCCUCUACUUCCAGAAACACCGAGCCCAAACCACAGGGUCAGCCCACUCUUUGACCGACGUAGGCCCUGUACCAGGGUCAACAUGACCCACACAACCCAGGUGGUUAAACAGCCCAUACCUGGAUAAUUUGUCACUCUCAGGUCAUGGGCACCUUCCUCUCCAGCACUUACCUAGUUAUCUGGAUAUACUCAAACUAGAACCUACUUCCACCUUUAAAGGCGGUUUGUACAUCUUCAGAAGAACAGAUUAUUUGAAUUUCCUGGGCGGUUCAUCAGUGCUUUGUGCCAGCCUUCUCCAAAGCAAACCACAGAUAUAAGCAUCUCAUUCCAGUCUAUUUACACAAGAAGCAAGCACUUUGGGGGCAAGUUAUGUCACAGUUGAUGAUGCGUUUACUGCUCGUGCUGUCCUGUAUCAUGUAAGACAGGCCUAAAUCUAAAGCAGUGUUGCAAUUAGAAGGUACAGGAUAGUCACUCAUCCAUUCACUCAGUGAACUUAACUAAGCAGCUUCCCAAGCGCCAGACACUGUGAUAGGUACACAGCAUGCAAAGGUGAAUACAACACAAGACCUGCCCUCAACAUGCUUCUAGUGCAGGGUGAGAGAGAAACAAGUGGCGUGGUGUACAGGGCACUGAUGCCACGCUGAGGUGGGCACAGGCACUGGCUCAGGAAGAACGCAUCAGCGGAGUUGGUGCCCAGGCCAAAGCUUCCCCACUGGACUCCAUGGAAGGACUGAGCUGGAGGCAAUGGGGAUCACCCACAGGGACCACCAAGUACAGUUGUUCAGUUUGUCCACAGCACAGUACGAAGGGUGCCCUUCCUAUCACACUGUGAAUGGGGUCCUUCGAGUUGUGCAGUGUCCGACCUACAGAAGGGUGCGUGAAGCCCCAGCAUCCCUCUCAUUUAACAGAGAGAAACUUGAUGACCAGAAAGGCACAUUGCCUAGUCCCACAGCUGGGCAAGGGCUGGCGCCGUACCUACUCUGCCCAUUGCCCCCAGCCAACUUUCUUCCCCACUGAUACUUUGGGGCCCAGACCACUAUCCUGAAAAUAAAUCCAAACUCAGGAGGAACCUCAUUUGCUAUUAAUACUCCGAUUUUACCCAGUUUGAAGAGGCACGAGGGAGACCUGCCCCUUGUUCAUACGUGGGUGCUCUGUGGCUGGGGCCAGUCUCCCAGCGCUCAGCUGCCUGCUAUAGCAGUUUCCCCCCAGCUCUUGCCCCGCUGUACUGCUGUUUGGAGCUGUUUUAAAUGGCGUGUAUGUUGUUUGGAUUGAUAAUCAGCUUCCGCUUACCUGAAACCUUCCCUUAUUUUUCCUCUCCUGACCCCAGGUGUCAUUUAGGUACCACUGUCGACUGUACAAUGAAUGGCGUCGGACCAAUCAGAGGGUGAUUCUCCUCAUUCCAAAGUCUGUCAACGUCCCUUCUAACCAGAAGUCCUUGCUGGGCCUCCACUCUGUCAAGAGGAACUCAAAG
Orcinus orca (killer whale) is the source of this 9422-nucleotide messenger RNA. It is a transcript of the gene MARCHF3, whose product is annotated as membrane associated ring-CH-type finger 3. Bases 6584 to 7513 code for a protein of 309 amino acids. The transcript has 6 exons. Lineage: Eukaryota; Metazoa; Chordata; Mammalia; Artiodactyla; Delphinidae. Gene Ontology annotation, molecular function: zinc ion binding; ubiquitin-protein transferase activity. Gene Ontology annotation, biological process: protein ubiquitination. The record is from RefSeq and is a predicted model, not a curated record.